Molecule: messenger RNA, 793 nt
Organism: Pygocentrus nattereri (red-bellied piranha)
Lineage: Eukaryota; Metazoa; Chordata; Actinopteri; Characiformes; Serrasalmidae
Exons: 4
Coding region: 52-447 (131 amino acids)
Source: RefSeq, a predicted model, not a curated record
AGGAAGCUGAAGGAAGAUCACGAGAGAGUGAUACAGGAGGAGCUGCUAAAGAUGGAGAGUGAGCUGCAGGAGGAGCAGCUAGAGGGAGCUGAGGGGCAGGUGAUAUACCUGAGCAGGGAGAGGCAGGUUCUGGUGCUGCAGAUGGAGUCUCUGCGCAGCGAGAACCAGCAAGCUGAGGCAGGCCUAGAGGCCCUGUACAGAUUACACCAGCAGGAGGUGCACUCCCUCAGGGAGGAGAGCCUACAGGUGUUUCGGACAUUCCGGCAGGUGCUGGAGGAGCAGAAGCGGAUCUCAGAGGGCAGAUACAGGACUCUCCUGCUGGAGGCUAUUCAGGAUGCUGUCCACCUGUCCACCCAAAACCUACAGCUACAGGCUGACAACAAGCAGCUCCGCAAAGCAUUGGAUGAGCUCAAGGCCCUGUCUGCCCACACCAAGAUGAAGGAGUGAUUUAACGGUAUUAUUUAUGCAUUAUAUUAUUAAUGGUAAUUACACAAGCCCAUAGGUUCAAGGCUCAGAUCAUAUAACUUUAAAAAAAGCCAAUGUGAGUGCUUAAAACAUUCACACAGACAACAUACACAAUUUCAUAGUAUUUAUUUGUAUAAUUUAAUUUAUAAAUACUUUCAAUAUGUGCAUGAUGUACCAUUUUGUAUUGUUCAGCAUAAUGGGAGAACAAAACAUUUAAAACAAACACAACUGUUUGACAUCUGACAGUCUUCGAGAGAUUCAAUUUUAUUCAUGAUAUGAUCUGAUGUGAAGAUCUUAAAGUAGAAAAGGCAAAAGCAGCAAUGGAUAC